CUUUAAAGGCAGGACGAGGAAGAAAACCUCUCAGUCGGUUCACGAGUGGAAAUCCUGAGGCUGGAGGAAAGGAAGGUCCAGAAGCAGCAUCCAGACAUGCAGCCGCCUCCCAGGAAGGUAAAGGAGAGUCAACAGGUGAAGCUGCUGUUCUCAGAGCAGCUCAGCAAACUGCAGAUGAAACAACAUCAAGACACCGAACUACUGGAGGAGAUCAGAUCCUUCAGUAAGCAGAGAGCAGCCAUAGAGAAAGACUACAGUCAGGCUCUCCAGAGGUUGGCUGUCCAGUUCCAGAAGAGAGACUGGCAAAGAGGAAACACAGACGCUGUCUCUUCUGGGAGUGUGUUUGUUGUGUGGAGGUCUGUGGUCGAUGCUACAGCUCAGACGGCUGCUUCUCGACUGGCUGCUGGAGAACAGUACCGCACACUGAUUGGACAUGUCUCCAGAAGCCUCCGCAAAGCCAAGGACGUUCGAGCAAAGAGAGGCCUGGAGCAGCUGCAGAAGGUCCAGGCUGAGCUGGUGGAGGCUCUGAGGGAGCUGCAGAGGCUGAAGAAGUCCUACCAGCAGGUCAGCCACAUCGCUGGAGCUGCCAGAGAGAAAGCUGCAGACGCUCAGAGCAGAGCCAGGAAGAGUGAACAUGGGAUCUUCCACUUUAAAACAGGACAUCAUAAGAUGGCUACUAAGCUGGUUUCCAGACUGAAAGAGUGCGACGACCGUCUGACUGAAGUCCGUAAUGAAUACCUGCUGACAUUAGCAGCAGUCAACGCUCAUCAGAAACACUAUUACAGUACAGGCCUACCACGAAUUAUGGAGCAAAUGGACGGUGACGUUUAUGAUGAUCUGAGAAGUUAUUUCACUCUGCUGUGUGGGACGGAGAUGGAAGCCUGUCUGAACACACACAAACAGCACGGCCAGAUAUGGGACAGCGUUGUUAAGGUGACCAGAGACAGAAACGUUCAACAGUUUCUGCAGGACUCUAUCUCCUUCAGCAAAUCCCCUGAAUUCUCAUUUCAGCCUGCUCCACGAGACCAGGUGUUUUCUCUGCAGGAGGUUUGUCCCUCCGACGAUGUGGCCGGUCUGGUGAAGGAGGCCAAGAAAUGGAUCCAAAAGGCUGCAAAGGAUUUUAAGAUGGUCGCUCAUGGAGAGAGAGCUCUGCAGAUGUUGGAGAGCCGACUGAAGCUUCUUUCAGGAGAAACUGGACUUAGCGUGGAGCAGAAGAUCUCCGAGGUGCAGGAGAACGUCAGGAAGGCCAAGCUCAGCAGGGUGAAGGCCGAGGCCCGGCUCGCUCUGCUGUCCCAGAGUAUUGCAGGAACCGAACGCUGGCUUCAGGAGGCGAUGAACCGGGCCGAGCAGGACCUGGAGACGGAGCGACGCCUCAGCGAACAGAGGAAGUCCACGGAGGACUUUUCAGAGGAUGAGUUCGAGAUGACUGACUUUGAGGACUACGAAGACGAGAAUGCAGACAUCUUUGCAGAUCCAGUUUCAGCUUCUGGAGUGUGUGUUUACCCUGCAGCCUGCAGAGUGGUCUACAGCUACCAGGCCAGCCAAUCAGACGAGCUGUCAAUCACUGAAGGGGAGGAGCUUGAAGUGAUAGAAGAUGGAGACGUGGAGGAUUGGCUGAAGGUGUGUAACUCCUGUGGUCAGGUGGGCUAUGUACCUGAGCGCUAUGUGCAGUUCCUGUGUCUGCCUGCAGAGGACGCUGCUCAGCUGGAUGACUCAUUCAGCUCCACAUCCCCCACUGGAAGUAAAGAGAAGACAGGAAGCAGAGGUGUCGCUAGAGCGCUGUACUCCUACCAGGCUCAGAGCGCAGAGGAGCUUUCCUUCCAAGAGGGGGCGCUGAUCCACCUGAUACGCUGUCGCCAUGGAGAGGUGGAUGAUGGAUUCUGGGAGGGAGAGCUGGACGGACAAACUGGUUUCUUCCCUUCUCUGGUGGUGGAGCUGCUGCAGGAUGAAGGUGAAGAGGAAGAGGACCCUCCAGCAUCCUCCAGGCCUCCUCUGUUACCUCCUGCUGCCAGUGUGGCGCCCCCUGCUGGUGUGGAGGUGUUACAGCAGGCAGGAUCAGGGGGCGACUCUCCAGACCCAUCCAGUGGUCGACUGAGACCGGUUCGAGCUCCACCUCCUCCUCCAACACACAAGACUGGACCCUGAGACCAGCACCGGGACUGACACGGGUCUCCAGCUGGUCCCUGAGACACGUACCAGGACCAACUAACCCGAUUCUCCUGAGACUAGCAGCAGGACUGGCCCGGUUCUGAUCAGGGUUCCGCAGAGUCGUGGUUUACCUACUUAGCAUUUAAGAGGGAAGAUGAACCAAUAUUUAUGUAGAAAAGUGUGUUUUUGUGCCGCUUUAUUCAGACAUAUUCUAGUUAUCAAACAGCUGAAUAUAUCAGAUAAAAUCAGAUGAAAUCAAACAUAUCAGAUCAAAUACAGCAGCUUUAACUGAUGAAAGUCUUUCAUUUCUUCCAUUUAUAAUUAGGGUCUGAGCACCGACGGUGCUGAUGGACCCUAUUGAAACCCUAGGGUUUAUUUUUCUUCUUCACUCUUUUCCCAUCUUUUCAAACUCCACUUUGGCCCCCUUAACAUACCCCAAAACGCGUCAAACUUUGCAUGCAUAUCAGGACUGGCAAAAUGUUUGUUAUUUUAUGGGUGUUGCGCAUGUGUGUGGCAAAAUGGCUCUAUAGCGCCACCUGCAAAAUUGAAAAGUGGUCAUUAGGCCAACUUCCACAAUGUUUCAUUUACAGCUACAAUAUUUGGUGGGCAUAUGGACCACAUCAGGACACACGAAAAUGUCAAUCACAGCCACGCCCUAAACCUGACAGGAAGUUGGCCAUCUUGAAUUAGCUGCAAAUAUUUUCUGAUUAAUAACUCAUCGGGGGUAAGUCCGAGAGACCUCAAAUUUGGCCAGUAUAUGCAACAGUACUUCGCAAAAGUCUGAGGGCGUAGAAAUGGCGACCCCUGGAAAUUUGCAAUUCGCCAUGAACCAGGAAAUGCUGUGUAACUGCCCUGAACAUGCUCCAAUCUGUCUCAAACUUUACAGUGCUGAUUGACGCUGUGUCCCCACUGUGUCGCUCCACACUGACACCUGCUGGCUCUUAAAAAUCAUUACAGAUCAAAUUUACAUUUGAUGAAAUAAUUUUUAAAAUUUAAAAUUAAUAAUAAUAAUAGUAAAAGAGCAAGCAAAAAUGGUUGCCAUAUUUUUUACCACAACAGAAUAGUGCAACCAGAAUGAGUGCAAGCAAAAAGAAUAAAGCAACUGGUAAGUGAAGGUUAUUUAAUGUUCAUAAGUCCGACAGCUGAGGUAAUGAAAUUGAUUUUGUGGCGGGUUCUGGUCCGUAUGGACCACAGCCUCCUGCCUGAGGGAAGUGUUGAUAAUAACGUGUCUUUAUUGUCGCUAUCACAAACAAUUAGAAAUGUCUCAAUAGUUUUAGAUUCUACUUUCAAAGUGCUUCUCUGGAUAGAUGACAUUAAAUUCUGUUCUUCAUUGA
This is a messenger RNA of Acanthochromis polyacanthus (spiny chromis), 3482 nucleotides long. Its product is annotated as F-BAR and double SH3 domains protein 1. NCBI's taxonomy places the organism in Eukaryota, Metazoa, Chordata, Actinopteri, Pomacentridae. Gene Ontology annotation, cellular component: recycling endosome; neuromuscular junction. The coding region runs from base 97 to 2145 and encodes 682 amino acids. Gene Ontology annotation, biological process: regulation of actin filament polymerization; neuromuscular synaptic transmission. The transcript has 21 exons. The record is from RefSeq and is a predicted model, not a curated record. Gene Ontology annotation, molecular function: protein binding.